UUUAUAAAAACUCUUAUUCCAAAACACUCCUUUUUCUCUCUCUAUCUCUGUAUAUAUGUAAAGCCCAGCGGCUGAGCCAAACUUACCGGCCAUGAUCAUCGGUGAUCAUUGCUGUCCCUUAAAUUUUCCCAUUCCUGUAAUUCAAUAUCUCCCUGCUUUUCCUUUUUAUGUCUCAAUUUUUGGUGGCCUUUCAUGCGUUGUGUAAUGUUUGGUUUUGUUUUGGUUCAGUUCUAGUGUUUAUGAGAGGUUAGGACUUGUGCAUAAAUGUUCGGCCAUUGAAUCAAUAUCUUUCACCUUGAUCCAAAGAUUAAGAGUCACUGUUGGCAUUUAGCAUAAUACGCAUAUAAUGGAUUUAAAAUCUAAAGGUAUAGCCUGGGUUGGCAACAUCUACCAGAGGAUUGAAACGAUGUGCCAUGAAGUGGAUAACAUUGUUAACCAGGAUACUGUUCAAUAUGUUGAAAACCAGGUGCACACAAUGGGCCAGAGCAUGAAAAAAUUUUAUUCUGAUGUUCAAGGUUUAAUUCCUCCUAUAGGAGAUCCAGUGAAACCUGAAGCUCAGGCAGUGGUCCUAAAAGCAAAUGCUGCUGUUAGUACCUGUAUUAAAUCAGGAAUUCACAUUGAGGAGGAAGACUAUGGAUAUACGUCUCCUAUAAAGCAGUCACUUGUGGAGUCUAGUGAUUUUGAUACUGUGGAGAAUCUUCCCAUAAAUGAUUUUGAUACUGUGGAGAAUCUGCCCAGAAAUGAACUUAGGAGAUACCAUGUUGUAAAUCAAUCAAAUACUCCAACGUUUGGGGAAUCCCUUGAGGCGGUAGAGUCUGACUCUUCUCCAGGAGAAGUUGAUGAUAUUUCAACCAAUAAUGAUCAUAGUGUGCACAAACUUGUAAACCAAUCUACUUCUCCAGCUUCUGAGGAGUCCCUUUGGGGAGUAGGAUCUGACUCAGCACGUGUAAAAAUUGAUGAGGUUUCACCCAGUAUUAAGCUUACUAUGCACCACCUGGUUAGCCAAUCAAAUACUUCAACUUCUAGGGAAUCCCUUGAGGAGUCAGAAUUUGACUUUGCUCCAACAAAGUUUGAUGAUGUUUCAGCUAAUGAGAACUCUGGUUUUAGGAUGAAAGAAAUUGCAAUAAAUGAUAAGUCUAAUGUACCUGAGGUUUCUGAGUCAUUUGAUUCUCUUGAGAAAGAAUCAUUCAAGGCAUCACUGUCCGGUGAAUUCACUGGUUCUAAUAAUGAAAGUACAUGUGUUUCUAUGUCUGAGGUUUCACCUGCAGCUUCAUUGCAUGUAGAGGAGUCCCAGUCCCCUCAAAAGGUGGAAAUGGUUUGUUACAUCCCUGCAGCUGCAGAUGACUCUGACUCUCUGUCUGUUGCCACAAGUGGUGUUGUUUUGUCUGAAAUGGAUUUUUCAGUUGCCUCCUCCUCUGGUUCCAUAUUCACAGAACCUUGUACUCUUUCUGAGAAUUCAUUUAAUGCAAAAGUAGGAUCCAAUGGUAAUCCUGGUAAUGUUGAUGGUCAUGAUUCAGAUAAUUCUAAUGUGCUGCUGUCUUCAAUGUCUGCUUCAGUUGUAUCCAUUCAUAGAGAGGUAGCUGAGGCAGUAUGUACCUGCUCUAAUAGUGUCCUGUCAUUGGAAUCAACAGAGUGCUCCAAUUACUCCAGUAAUCUUAGUGACGAUAUAACAGACUCUGAAAUGGAAACCAUUGAUUUGUUUGACAAGAUGAAGCUUGAGGGCAGUUGUGUCUUUGUGGACGACAGUAUGCUUUAUGAAGUCUCUCGUAGAACCUGCAAACUCAGAUCGUACAAGAAAAAACUCCUGGAUGUCUUUACAUCAAAGAAGAGGUUAAGCAAGGAGUACGAGCAAUUAGCAAUUUGGUUUGGGGACCCUGAUAUGGAGGUCAGCCAAGAUACAUUGCAGAGUCAGUUGCAAUCUAGCUCGACUGUAAUUUUGGACUGUGACUAUGGAACACAUCAUAUCCGUGACUCUGAGUGGGAGCUUUUGUAAAUAACUUGAGAAGUCCAAUGUCAAUUACAACCACUGGUUGAACAGCCUAUUGCUCAACGUUAAGCAAGUUCAAGAUGAUCCCCUCCUUGUGACUAGAUUAUAGUUGAUGCCUUCUACUUCUAGUAUAUAAGUACAGAAUAAUAAUGCAGAAGAUGAUAGUUCAUCAAAAUUCUGAUAUGAUAACUUGCUAUAAAAAUUUAACUUCUUGGUGGUUCUUGCUCCA
Manihot esculenta (cassava) is the source of this 2216-nucleotide messenger RNA. RefSeq lists its product as uncharacterized. The coding region runs from base 347 to 1993 and encodes 548 amino acids. Lineage: Eukaryota; Viridiplantae; Streptophyta; Magnoliopsida; Malpighiales; Euphorbiaceae. The transcript is spliced from 6 exons. The record is from RefSeq and is a predicted model, not a curated record.